AUUGUUGAUGAUAACAAAACAUCCUGUAGAAUAAACAUUGAAUAUAUUGUAUAUUCUAUGCAAGGGUACCAUAGAUUAUCUUAUCUACUAACCUACACAUGAUUUGUUAUCUCUGAAAAAUAUUUUACAUAAGUCAAAUAAUGACGACACUCAUACAGUAUAUAAACCCGGAGUGUUCAAACGAGAGCACAACCAAAAUCUUCACUCCAGCAUCAACAACAGUUACUACGGCAACAGCAACAACAACGCGGAUCAUGCUUUGUGUAAUGAUAGCAGCUGCCCUAUUAGGGCUAUCCAAUGGAUUCCUGAUCCCAGAGCGCCCAGAGUUCACAAAGAGAGAGAUAGCUACAGUGCCAUCUAUUGAUGCCCCAAAGUACAUGGGGCGUUGGUACCAGAUGUAUACCAAUACUUUUGGUGAGACCUUCAAUGGAAAAGACCAGCAUUGUGUCAUGGCAGAUUACAAACUGAUGAAUGCCACCACACUAAGUGUAUUCAAUUCUGGUAAGCUUGGAUCUCCCACAGGAGACUGGAGACAAAUUGAAGGAUCCGCAACACAGAUCUCCCCUGCUGAACCAGGAAAGUUCCAGCUUUAUUUGGAAUAUGUACCUUUCCCAGGCACAUACUGGGUGAUCAAGCUUGGACCCAUUAAGAACGACCAAUACCAAUACUCAGUAGUCACAAGCAGUGACGGCAGUCAACUUUACGUCCUCACACGUGAUGUCUCUGAGUUCAACCUCUAUGAGAAGGAAAUCCUUGACUUUGUUGCCGAGAAGGGAUUUACAGAAGAUGCCACUAAGCCCAUUUUCACACCACAUGAAGCUAACUGCCCAUAUGUCGACAAAAAGCAGCCUAACAUUUUGGAUGAGCUCAUCGAUGAGAUUAUGGGAUAACCAAGUUAAAUGUCACUUUUAUGUAUUAUUUAUUUAUUUAUGUUUAAAAUAAAGUUUUGUAUCUAAUAAAAAUCAA
This is a messenger RNA of Owenia fusiformis, 966 nucleotides long. Lineage: Eukaryota; Metazoa; Annelida; Polychaeta; Sabellida; Oweniidae. The record is from the annotation of a GenBank genome assembly.